Messenger RNA from Camellia sinensis, 476 nucleotides. The record is from RefSeq and is a predicted model, not a curated record. Lineage: Eukaryota; Viridiplantae; Streptophyta; Magnoliopsida; Ericales; Theaceae.
CGUGUCGUGUCUGUACCUGAUGAAUAGGUGAAGGGCUUGAUGCGAUUGAUGGAAGGGGAACAUGUUGGUCCUUUCAAUCUUGGCAACCCUGGUGAAUUCACCAUGCUUGAACUUGCCCAGGUGGUACAAGAGACCAUUGAUUCAAAUGCAAAGAUAGAGUUCAGGCCGAACACAGAGGAUGACCCCCACAAGAGAAAGCCAGACAUUUCAAAGGCCAAAGAACUUCUCGGGUGGGAGCCGGUUGUCUCCCUCCGGGACGGCCUUCCUCGCAUGGUUUCUGACUUCCGACAACGCAUAUUUGGUGACGAAAAGGGCAGUGGCGCCACGGGUAUGUCCUCAGCAUAGAUUGACAAAAACCAAAGGGCGCAGUGAGGAAGAAAGUAGAAAGAGGCAAGGGUAGAAUAUAAUAAAUGUUUUAAAACAACUAUAUUUAUUGUCUCUCUGUCACUUCCUUUUCACAAAUAAAUGUCCCAAAA